GAGGACCGGAAGGAGUCUAGUCCUCCCGCCAAUCAGAGUCACCCCAUUGUCUGAAUGCGGAAGUUUGACCAUGAGCUUCUGAAGCUGCUGCUGUUUCUCUGAAAGAAGAUCGAGCUUCACCCCAGAACCCCACUUCCUUCCUCUGUCCAAUAUCUAGUAUUUGAAGAUCUGAAGAUGCAAGUCUCAAUGAACAGAUGAAGGCCUGAUGCCUGAAAUGUUGACUCUCCUGCUUCUCAUGCUGCCUGACCCACUGUGCUUUUACAGCGCAACACUUUUUGACACUGACUCUCCCGCGUCUACAGUCCUUAUUUUCACGUCAAUAUCUGACAGUCACUCAAUUGAUCAGGACAGCCACGAUUUUUGACUAUAAUUCUGUGAGAAGGAGCAAACCUUUUUGGUUCCUGUUUGAGUAAGUUUUCAUUAUCAGUGGGCCUGGAUGAGAGACCCAACUGUUGCUGCCCACUGAAUGUGGAGCCUGAAACUGUUAUACGGCCUGGAAAGAGGAAUUCCCAGCAGUGAGGGGAAGUACAUGCGUUUGAUUGUAGCUGAAGCUUCGGACAUGGAGAAACCGUGGAAGUGUGAUAACUGUGGGAAAGGCUUCCGUACUCCGUCUGACCUGGAGAUUCAUCAGCGCGUCCACACGGGGGAGAGGCCGUUCUCCUGUCCUAAGUGCGGGAAGGGCUUUACCCAGGUCUCUGCCCUGCUUAGGCACCAGCGGAUCCACACGGGGGAGAGGCCUUUCAGUUGCCCCGAGUGUGGGAAGGCCUUCAGCAAUUCCUCCACCUUGCAGACCCACCGACGAGUCCAUACGGGAGAAGGGCCCUUCAGCUGUCCCGAGUGUGGGAAGGCCUUCAGCUAUUCCUACCACCUGCUGAGGCACCAGCGGGUCCACACGGGGGAGAGGCCUUUCAGCUGCCCCGAGUGUGGGAAGGCCUUCAGCAAUUCCUCCACCUUGCUGACCCACCGGCGAAUCCAUACGGGAGAGAGGCCCUUCAGUUGUCCUGAGUGCGGGAAGGCCUUCAGCAAUUCCUCCACCUUGCUGACCCACCGGCGAGUCCAUACGGGAGAAGAGCCCUUCAACUGUCCCGAGUGUGGGAAGGCCUUCAGCUAUUCCUCCCACCUGCUGAGGCACCAGCGGAUCCACACGGGGGAGAGGCCUUUCACUUGCCCCGAGUGUGGGAAGGCCUUCAGCAAUUCCUUCACCUUGCUGACCCACCGGCGAGUCCAUACGGGAGAGCGGCCCUUCAGCUGUCCUGAGUGUGGGAAGGCCUUCACCCGCUCCUCCAACCUCCGGAACCACCAGCGACUUCAUACCGGUGAGAGGCCCUUCAGCUGCCCCGAGUGCAGGAAGGGCUUUACCCAGGCAUCUGCCCUGCUGACCCACCGGCGGAUCCACACGGGGGAGAGACCUUUCAGCUGCCCUGAGUGUGGGAAGGUCUUCAGCAAUUCCUUUGCCCUGCUGAGGCACCAGCGAAUCCACAAGGGGGAGAGACCACUCUCCUGCCCCGAGUGCGGGAAGGCCUUCAGUGAUUCCUCCCACCUUCUGACACACCGGCGGGUCCACACAGGGGAAAGGCCCUUCAGUUGCUCCGAGUGCAGGAAGGCCUUUACCCAGGCCUCUGCCCUGCUGAUCCACCAGCGGCUCCACACAGGGGAGCGGCCCUUCAGCUGCCCAGAGUGCGGUAAAGGCUUCAGCGAUUCCUCCACCCUGCAGACCCACCAGCGGGUCCACACGGGGGAGAGGCCCUUCAGCUGUUGUGAAUGUGGGAAGUGCUUUACCCAGGCCUCUGCCCGGCUGAGACACCAGCGGUCCCACACCGGGGAGAGGCCCUUCAGGUGCCCCAAGUGUGGGAAGGGCUUUGCCCGGGCCUCCAACCUCCAGACCCACCAGCGGAUCCACACGGGGGAGAGGCCCUUUAGUUGUCCUGAGUGCGGGAAGUGCUUUACCCAGGCCAUCACGCUUCAGAAACACCAGCAGGUCCACAUGGGGGAGAGGCCCUUCAGUUGCCCCAGGUGCAGUAAGGUGUUCACCUGCUCCUCCCAGCUGCAGAGGCACCAGCAAGUUCACGUGCCAUAGCAGGGGCAUUGAAGGAGUGACGCCUGAGUGCCAUUAUCGACUGGAAUAUUCAUCCAGUUCCAGGGCCUCCCGGGUUCGGAUCCUGCCGUGGCAGAUGGUGAAAUUGGAAUUCAGUCAGUAAUCUAGAGUUCCAAGUCUAACGAUGAAGCCAU
This is a messenger RNA of Hemiscyllium ocellatum (epaulette shark), 2229 nucleotides long. Its product is annotated as zinc finger protein 239-like. Bases 467 to 2077 code for a protein of 536 amino acids. NCBI's taxonomy places the organism in Eukaryota, Metazoa, Chordata, Chondrichthyes, Orectolobiformes, Hemiscylliidae. Gene Ontology annotation, molecular function: DNA-binding transcription factor activity, RNA polymerase II-specific; RNA polymerase II cis-regulatory region sequence-specific DNA binding. The record is from RefSeq and is a predicted model, not a curated record. The transcript has 3 exons. Gene Ontology annotation, biological process: regulation of transcription by RNA polymerase II.